This is a messenger RNA of Trichoderma breve, 1341 nucleotides long. RefSeq names its product major facilitator superfamily domain-containing protein. Gene Ontology annotation, molecular function: transmembrane transporter activity. NCBI's taxonomy places the organism in Eukaryota, Fungi, Ascomycota, Sordariomycetes, Hypocreales, Hypocreaceae. Gene Ontology annotation, biological process: transmembrane transport. The coding region runs from base 1 to 1341 and encodes 446 amino acids. The transcript has 3 exons. Gene Ontology annotation, cellular component: fungal-type vacuole membrane. The record is from RefSeq and is a predicted model, not a curated record.
AUGGCACUUACACAACCAACGACAGGCCUAGGGUCUGCUGAAGCGUCUUCCACGGAGGGAGACGUUACCGAGGGAGACUUUACCUUAGAACCAAAAAUCGAAUCAAAAAUCGAAACGCCUGGCCACAAUGCUCAAGAAAUGCCCGCUAUUGAAGCACAGGCUACAGCUGAUGCCACCUCAGAACCUCCGCCGGACGGGGGUCUCAGGGCGUGGCUUCAGAUUGUUGCCGGGCAUCUCGUCGUCUUCAACACAUGGGGUUACAUCAUCAGCUUCGGCAUCUUCCAACCAUACUACAUGGAUAUGCUCAACCUCCCGGCCUCAGCCGUGUCUUGGAUCGGGAGCAUCCAGACCUGCCUACUAUUUCUCAUUGGCACCUUCUCUGGACGUGCCUUUGAUGCUGGAUACACCAGGACAUUCCUGAUAAUAGGAUUCAUCAUGCAGGGAAUUUGCCAGGGCUUGGGCUGUGGGCUUGUCUUUGCACCGACGAUUGCCAACAUGUCGACAUACUUCUCUAAGAAGAAGAUCCUGGCCUUGUCGGCGGCUGCUUGCGGCGGUGGAACUGGAGGCGUUGUCUUCCCCUUGAUUGCGCAGCAGCUGAUUCCCAAGGUCGGAUUCCGCUGGACGGUCCGAGUCAUGGGAUUUGUGGUUUUGGCCAGCAGCGUCAUCAUCAUUUCGCUCAUGAGGACGAGGCUGCCGCCGCGAAAGGCUGGGCCUCUGGUUGACUGGUCUGCUUUCAAAGAGUUGACCUAUGUCUUGUUUGCUAUUAGCAUGUUCAUCACGCUCUGGGCAACGUAUUUUGCAUACUACUACGCACGCCCGUACUCAAUAGAUCGACUCGACGGAUCUCAAUCGACAUCUUUUAAUAUGCUCAUGAUCAUCAAUGCCAUUGGCAUUCCAGGACGACUUGUACCGGCUUUCCUGGCUGACCGAUACUUUGGAGCUGUCAAUAUGUUCAUCCCCACGAUCUUGGCCGCGGCCAUUUGCAUAUUUGCUUGGGCGGGUGUCAAUUCCAUCACUGGAGAUUACAUCUGGGUCGUCUUCUUUGGCUUCUUCGGCGCCGGCAUCCAGGGCAUGUUCCCCGCGACAACAGCCGGGCUGACCAAGGACCUGAGCAAGGCUGGUGUGCGAAUCGGCAUGAUCUUCACCAUCAUCAGCGUUGCAGCGCUUACUGGGCCGCCGCUGGCUGGAAAGCUGGUUGCGGUGGCUAAUGGAAGCUAUAUCGGAGCUCAGAUAUGGGGAGGAGUUUGUCUCGUUGUUGGGGCGCUGUUUCUAAUAGGCGCCAGUUGGGCGAGCCAGCGGGAGCUUAAAAAGAGCAAGGAGCAAUCGAUCUCUCAGGAGUAA